AAGAAUACUCAGUGUCAAGUUAACCGUGGCCGUGGAAGGUCAGUGCCGUUGUUCUCUGGAUCGUAUCCCGAGUCAAACGUAGUGUGUGUGAGACGCAUGUUCAGUCAGUUCCACUAAGUUGCAUUGCAUCAAAGUGAUAUUAAUAUAUAAGUGUUCGUGGAUAGAUAGGAGAUUGCUCGAGUUUUUUACCUUUAGGUUAAUCGCGAAUUACCUGGAUUUUAUCUCAAAGCAGGUGUGGAUUUUUUAAAACCACGUGGGAAGGACGGAGAGGAGAGGAGAGAGAAGUGGUCGUCAGCUGAGGUAUUUAUUCUUCAAGAAGAAGAACGAUCGUCUCUGCGUGAACGUUGUCCAAUCUGAUAUACGGAAAUGAAGUCUUAGAAGAAGAGGGGUUAAAGGUGGCUUCCCCAGUCCACUACUCCCCCACCCCACUCCCCCCUCCCUAUCACUCAUCCAUGAAGAAGUCCCGGGGCAUCAGAUCCACCAUGAACUACUACAGCGACGCCGUCGGUAGCUACCCAGAAGACGAUUCCUCCUCCUACUCCCAGAAUUACCCCCCUAGCUACAACAGUUAUACCCAAGACUACCACAGCUACCCCACAGCCCCUAGGGACUAUCCCAUGAGAUCGCUGAACAGAGACUAUCACCAUAGCUCCAGGGACUCGAACGACAGCCCCAGGAGCUAUCAGGGGGAUACCAGGGAUCCCAGGGAUUCCAGGGAUCCCAGGGAUCCCAGGGAUCCCAGAGACCCCAGAGACCCCAGGGACUACCAAAACGGCCCGAUUCGGUACCCCGACGCGCCCCUGACGGAGUACCAGAACGGCCCGAGGGACUUCCACCACCCGAGGGACUACCGCCACGAGCCUCCGGACUACCACAGUGGGAUGCGGGAACACCACCACCCCCACCCCCAGGACAGCCCCAGGAAUCGUCACAUUGGUGCUACUAAAGACUACUCAGAUGGUGCUAGGGACUACAGCGAGGGUGCUAGGGACUACUCCACGGGGCCGCGGGACUUCAGAAGGCGAGAACGGGACUACCAGGGGCAGCAGCGGUACAGCACGAGUCCGAGGCCGCGGUACAGGACCGCAGAGGACUACCACUACGAUUACCGAGGCGGUUACCGUCCCGGGCUGGACCCCGACCCGCGCGACGGGUACACCACGGACGGGAGCGGGUCCGGUUACCGCGAGGGAAGUAUCCGGGGGUACGAGAAUUACCGGUAUCCGGAAAACGAAGCUUUACUGCCCAGGGAUAGGUCGCCGUAUACAUAUCAGGCCAAUGGCUCUACUUAUACCAAAGCUGUCUUAAGGAAGAUUAAAGGGGAGACAGGAGGGGAGAAGCAGCCGUUCCUCGGGGGCGUCGAGCCCGUGCGCCUCACGCCCUCUUGGGAGAACACCAAUCUCCCCAAGGAGGAGCUCAACUUCAAGAAUGUCAACACCUUCGAGACUUUCGAGGUCGACAUGGAACCUCCUAAAGACAGGUAA
Macrobrachium nipponense is the source of this 1484-nucleotide messenger RNA. RefSeq lists its product as uncharacterized. NCBI's taxonomy places the organism in Eukaryota, Metazoa, Arthropoda, Malacostraca, Decapoda, Palaemonidae. The transcript has 5 exons. Bases 453 to 1484 code for a protein of 343 amino acids. The record is from RefSeq and is a predicted model, not a curated record.